Apaloderma vittatum (bar-tailed trogon) is the source of this 1413-nucleotide messenger RNA. RefSeq names its product WD repeat, sterile alpha motif and U-box domain containing 1 (gene WDSUB1). Lineage: Eukaryota; Metazoa; Chordata; Aves; Trogoniformes; Trogonidae. The transcript is spliced from 9 exons. The record is from RefSeq and is a predicted model, not a curated record. The annotation marks the transcript as partial. Gene Ontology annotation, biological process: protein ubiquitination. Gene Ontology annotation, molecular function: protein binding; ubiquitin-protein transferase activity.
AUGAAAAAUCUGCCUCUGCAAAUGGAUUUUUUAUUUUUUUCCCGGAGAACGUGUCCUGUAAGGGUACUGCAUUUCAUUAUGAAAUAAGAGAGUUAAGUCUAACUGUUACGCUUUCUUUCCAGAUAUUUUUCUUGGAAGCGGAUAAAAUGGUGACGUUAAUUCGCACUUUAGCAGAUCAUAGUGAUGAUGUCAGCUGCUGUGCCUUCUCGGCAUCGUGCUUGGCUACUUGUUCCUUGGACAAAACGAUUCGCGUUUAUUCUUUAAAUGACUUCACGGAGUGUCCGUACUCGCCUUUGAGGGGUCACACGUACGCUGUGCACUGCUGCUGCUUCUCUCCGUCAGGACACGCUUUAGCUUCCUGUUCGACAGAUGGUACGACCGUGGUUUGGGACACGCGCGAUGGCCGGGCGCUGGCAGCGCUGGAGCAGCCCCGCAGCAGCCCCGUCAGAGUCUGCCGCUUUUCCCCCGAGUCCACCUACCUCGUGUCGGGGGCAGCGGAUGGGAGCGUAGUUCUUUGGAACGUGCAGUCGUUGAAACUGUACAGAUCUGGGAAUGUUAAAGAUGGUUCCUUGGUGGCCUGUGCAUUUUCUCCUAAUGGAAAUUUCUUUGUCACUGGAUCCUCGUCUGGUGAUUUAACUGUUUGGGACAAUAAAAUGAGAUGCCUGUAUAAUGAAAAAGCACAUGAUCUUGGCGUUACCGGCUGUGAUAUUUCUUCACAGCCAGUUUCUGAUGGUGAAUGUGGAUUCGUAUACUUCCAGAUGGCUUCUUGUGGUCAAGAUAAUCAGAUCAAACUCUGGCAUGUUUUGUUUGCAGAUGUCUUAGGUGUUGAAUUAAAAUACAAAUGCACAUUGAGUGGACACUCUGCCCCAGUUCUGGCUUGUGCAUUUUCUUAUGAUGGGCAGAUGCUAGUUUCGGGGUCUGUGGACAAGUGUGUCGUAAUAUAUGAUACUAGUACUGGCAAUAUCCUUCAUAAGUUAUCUCAGCAUACCAGGUAUGUUACAACUUGUGCUUUUGCACCAUAUGGUCCCUUAAUUGCCACAGGUUCAAUGGAUAAAACUGUGAACAUAUGGCGGCUCGACUAUAAGCAACCGUGUGCAGGAAAUACUGCAGAAAAUGAGUCUAAGGUGGCUGUUGAGGACUGGUCAGAGGAUGAUGUUUCAGUCUGGCUUGGUGCACAAGGCUUAGCAGACUUUGUUGGGCUUUUCAAAAGGAAUAACAUCGAUGGCAAGGAACUACUGAACCUUACUAAAGAGAGUCUGGCUAAUGAAUUAAAAAUUGAGUCUCUGGGCCUGCGCAGUAAAAUCCUCCAGAAAAUCAAAGAGCUGAGGAUGAAAACGAGCUCCGUUCCCAUCCCUGACGAGUUUUUGUGUCCCAUAACACGGGAGCUUAUGAAGGACCCCGUCAUUGCAGCAG